Fundulus heteroclitus (mummichog) is the source of this 2174-nucleotide messenger RNA. Its product is annotated as claudin-8. Bases 123 to 953 code for a protein of 276 amino acids. The transcript has a single exon. Gene Ontology annotation, cellular component: plasma membrane; bicellular tight junction. The record is from RefSeq and is a predicted model, not a curated record. Gene Ontology annotation, biological process: cell adhesion; bicellular tight junction assembly. Lineage: Eukaryota; Metazoa; Chordata; Actinopteri; Cyprinodontiformes; Fundulidae. Gene Ontology annotation, molecular function: structural molecule activity.
UGCGCUGGGACAUUUUCCCCCCUCUCUGUCUUUUAAACUCGGAAGAUUAAGAGCGGGUCUCCGUUUGAAUGGGAGCUCGUUUCACUUUUAACGCACGCGCUGGACCCUCGGACACUUAAACAAUGAUGGAAGGCGUUUCUGAGAUUGCUGCGAUGUGCGUCGGCCUGAUCGGCCUGAUCGGCGCCUCUGCGACGACGGUGUUGCCCAUGUGGAAGGUCACUGUUUCCCCCGGAGGGAACAAAACGGACAUGGAGAUGCGCUGGGAGGGCCUGUGGAUGAGCUGCCACAGAGAGCCAAACAUUAGGAUGCAGUGUGUGGUGUACGACUCCAUGUUUUAUCUCUCCCCUGAGCUGCAUGCUGGCAGAGGCCUGAUGUGCUGCUCUGUAGCCUUGUCAGGGCUGGGGCUGUUGGUGGCUCUGGCGGGAAUGAAAUGCACUUCCUGCUUUCAGGGUAUCAAAUGGGCCAAAACUGUAAUCCUAAUGGUCGCUGGAGGAAUACAGUACAUGGCCUGCAUCUGUGUCUUUUUACCAGUGUCGUGGACCGGUCACGUCAUCGUACGGGACUUGAACGACCCGCCGCUUGAUACCCACAGAAGAAAGCUGGGAGAAGCCCUCUACCUCGGUUGGGUGACUGCGACUUUCCUUUUCGCCUCCGCCUUGCUGUUCACCUGCCGCUGUUUGCCCUCAGACAACAAGCCGUCCGGGAAGAGUUAUAGCCACGUCUCAAGCCUCAGCUCAACCAGAAACUCUCACCGCAGCAAAACGACGGACGCGAACCUUCCGCUCCAAAACGUCGCUGAGGAAAUGAAGGCCGGGGAAGCCUGCAUGGACCAGUCUGCAGGCUCUAGCGAGCCUGGAAGCAUUCAUAUUCCAGAGAGCUCAAUGUAUGUAACCCAAGACACUGCUCCAUAUAAUGGGUUGUGUGAUCCAAUGGCAUAUAACUGCUAUUAUUAAAUAUGGGUGAUACCUUUCUUUCAUAAGACACGGUAUGACUUUUGGCAUGAAAAUUGUUCUCCUAAUUUGAGUCAUGAUGAUUUAAUGAGUGUGGUGAUUUCCCUAGUUGCCUACUUUUUCUCAUUGUUGGACAUUAAAUUAGACUACUCAAUGCCAGAAUGAAGAGACAGAUUAUAUUUUAAUCUCUCUCUCUCUCUCUCUCUCUCGCUCCAAAAUUAGAAAAUUAUUUGCAUUUCCUUUGUAUUUGGUUGAGUUGCGUUUUAAAAUAUCUGACUUGGAGCAAACAUUUCCAGGAUACUUCCAUAAGCUUCUCCCAACAGUUUCCUGGAAUCCUCCUGACAGAAGGAGUGUGACUGAAUCCGGUUUCUAGACCGCAUUGCUGACACACACAUUUCGAGCUCUGCAAAGUUUUUUUUUUUUUUUUUUUUUUUCAUGGUAGUGAGAUCAAGUCUUUGCAAUUGCCACUCAAAAACUUUACCUUUGUUGUCCUUAAGUUACCUUGUAACUAAUAUGACAAUAUGCCUAGAGCCACUGGCCUAAACUCUAAUUUUCUGGCUAAUGUAUGGAAUUGUUUUUGCUCCAGUAUUUCCACAUAAUAUUGUUUUGUCAGGAUGUGUUGUAUUUUGUGAAGUGCAACAGUCUCUCCUGGAAACCUUGUACCUCGCAGGUGGGAAUAUAUAAUUUGGCUUGCAAUGGCCAUUAUGACCAAACAUUUUCAUUUUAGUUUCUUUAGGCCACAUAUCUCCAAAAAUAUGUAUGUCUUUGUCCCUCCCUGAGUGCAUUUGUAAACUGUGAUCUGGCUUUUGUAUGUUGCUUUGGAGUGAUGGCCCCAGUCCACAUCAAGACAGAAAUCCUUUCGCAUGAAUCUCUCUCUGAUGACUUGUUCAAGGUGCAGCCUGCCUGUUGACCACCGGAGACAGUCGCCACCCCGAAACCCUGACAAGAAACCUUCAUGAGGGAUAGAAAAUGGAUGGAUGUUCGUUAAAAGAAAAUUCUGGGUCAAAAAUGCUUGACAGUUGAUUUUUGUUCUUAAUGCUGCGUAAAAAUGCAGAUUAACAGGGCAAAUUUGGUUUCUUAUGUUAUUUUUCUUGUUUUCCUGAAUAGGGUCAGUAUAUAAAUUGGUCCAAGAACCUUGUUGGAAACUGCCAAUUAUGAUUUUGAUUAGAACUGCCCUGCUCUCAGAGAUACAGAUUUUGUAAAAAAAAACAAAAAAAAAAACAA